Molecule: messenger RNA, 5161 nt
Organism: Lates calcarifer (barramundi perch)
Lineage: Eukaryota; Metazoa; Chordata; Actinopteri; Centropomidae
Gene: ifngr1l
Product: interferon gamma receptor 1-like
Exons: 7
Coding region: 112-1332 (406 amino acids)
Molecular function (GO): protein binding
Source: RefSeq, marked validated
GCGUGUUGUUGUUUCUCCGCAGCGUCACAAUGAAACGUUUCAUUUGUUAGUUUUAUAUCACCAUACGUUAUUAAAGUGUAACAGCAGCGAAUCGCGGGUUGUAAAUCGACAAUGGAUUCGGUGAGAUUUUAUCCCGUUUUCCACUUUCUCGUCUGGUUACCAGCUGCAGUGGCCCUGGUCGAGGUGCCGUCCAAUGUGACCUUUCACUGCCACAACAUGCACAACAUUCUGGAGUGGAGUUACAGCCAACACAGGCCAGGGCUUCGAUUCAGAGUUGAUAUCUUGCGAUAUGAUGGUAAUGCUACUGAGUUUUGGGUGGACUCACCAGCCCUACAAGCCAAUUUAUCAUUUCUCUCUGAUCCAAGAAAUGAGUACAGUCUCCAACUAACUGCUGUGAUGGGUGAGGAGGAGUCCGAGCCCAUUCCUACCGAUGGAAUCAGUUUCAGCUAUUUCAUGAACUCUCUUGUGCCUCAGAAAUGUUAUUUGGACCUCCCACCAGUCAAUGUCACUACUCAACCAGAUGACAAGAUCCUAUUCCGCUUCAUCCACCCUGCACUGUGGUACGGCCAAAGGUUGACUAGCAGUCAGAAUCUAAAACCACGACAGAGGAAAAGCCAUGGCGCACAGCACAACAAACUGCCUCUAUUCAAAUGCAAAGUUGUGAUCGACGGCCAGAAGGAGCCACCCCAUCAUUGCCACUGUGUGGAGAGUGUGUGUGAGGGAAAGCUUCCAGUGCACAGUUCAUUGGAGAAACACUGUCUGAACAUUACGGGAGAGCUGGAGUACAUGGCAGUUAAAUCCUCACAAUUAUACUGUGCCAUGCCAAUUUCACCUGAGCAAAACAAACAUAUCAUCUACAUCGUGGUCGGCUUGUUGAGUGUGUGUGUGGUUGCUUUUGUCCUCUUCUUGGUGUACCAGAAGAAGACCAGGCCCUCAUCUGCUUUACCAAGUCCUUUACGUUCAUUCAGCAAAAAUAUACAGAACACCGCGGGACCACUUCAGGAGAAGAUCACUGUGGAAAAAGUGGAGCCCUCCUCUCCUACACCUCUCCUGCCAUACCCAGAGGAGAAUGGAUUCACACCGGCUGUUACUCCCUCCACUGAGGAUCAGUUCCGUAUGCCCAUCGGGGUGUCGCCGCAGGAUGAACAAGCAGAUGAUGACAUUGAGGUAGGGGAAUCAGGUUAUGAAGAACGCGGGUACAUGGGAGGCAAAGGCUUGGAUGAAGAUGAGAUACUUGACCCCUGUCUUGGCCCGUCUGGUUACGAGAAACGUGACGUUUUGGUUAAAAUGGGGCCAGAUGAUCCAGCUGAGGGCUACCGCGGUAACCUCUGAACAUGGCAAACCCCUGUAUCAUGUAUCGUUAGAAAAGAGUCUUAAGCUGUUAAGACUGGAACCUGCAGGGGAGCUGUUGUUACAAAUAUCUGUUUGUUUGGUUUGUGUCGUUUCCUUAUCAAUGCCAAGUUAAAGGUGAAUCAAAAACUUUCCUCCUGCACUUAUUGGUAUUUACAUUAAUAUUUCAAAGCAGUUCAAAAAAGCAGCAUUUGUUGUUAAAUUCCCACAGAACAAUUGCAAGUCGCAAGAUAACACAGGGCAUAGCAAUUACCACCAGACAGCAUAGUAACACUGUACAUCUGUAAGUUACCUCAUCUCUGAUAUUUUGUGUCCUUUCUGCUGCACCAACAAACUUUGCAUGCCUAGCACUGCUACUAGGUGAGAGAACAUCUUGCUCAUAAUACUCUGGAAUUAGAUGCAUGAUGUAUUUACAGUAUAUUUAUAUACCAGGUGCUCAAAGGGACUUUAAGUGCAUUUAACUUAGAAGAAGUUCCAGCUUGUGGUGUUGAGGUAACUACUGUUAAGAAAAUCCAUCAUCUCUAAGGGAAUUAUAAGCAGUAUCCCCCAAAAAACAGACUGCAGUAAAGUGUUUUCGGCUGCAGCAAAUCAGUAAACUGUCAUACAUGACGACAUUACAUCUCGUCUUGACUGUUAAGCUUCUCCCUGCUCUUGCAUUGUUAAAAAAAAAAAAACAUUCCAUCAACUUGUGCAGAAUGUAUUGUCCAGGAUUUACUGCUGCAAAAGAGCGGUAUGAUUAAAAGAGACUAAAAGACGUCCGUCACUGGUUACCCGCUACAUUUCACGUCCCUCACAUCCACAGAUACAGACAUGUGCGCUUAUUUUAUUCUGGCGGUUUUGUUUAUUUAUUUAUUCUUUUUUUCUUUGCAAAGGUGCUUUUGACAAUGAAAACAAAGGUCAUUGAUAUUUUUAUUUUUAGAUCACUGCCAACUGCCCUACCCCUUGAAUUAUUUUAUUCUCCCCACAUGUCAGAACAAACAAAAUGAACAAACAAAAUGAAGAGAAAGAGAGGAAAAAAGCCCAGAAUGAAUGUGUUGCACUAUAUUAGAACUGUUCCAACUCGAGCAGUGUAGCCGCCUGUCAUGCUGUCUUAAAAUGACCGAGCACUUUCAUAUUAUGUGCCAUCAUCAUGGCAAAGACAAAGUCAAAGAGUGGUGCAUUUGUUCUCAACACAAGUGAGCAGUGUUUACUGAAUCAUCUUUGAAAUUCAUCCCAUUGAUGAAAUUAAUUUAUAGAGGCGAGACCUCGUAAAUAAUUGUUGGUGGGCUAAAAGGAAAGAUGCCUUAAAUAUAUUAAGUUACUUUUAAAUGUAGUUGAUCAUUGAUCAACAAAAACAAGAAAAAGCCUAUAAACAUACUAUAGCAAAGUGAGUUAUUAUUAAAUAAUGACAGAGUCACAGUGUGAUGUGUAAAGUGGACUGAUUUGCCUCACUGAUUUACCUCAGUAAGUGAGCUUUGACCUUCCAUCAUGUACAUACUCAACAUUCAGAACUUACUUCAGAACUGACACAAGGACUCGAAGGGACUUGACCUAGUAGUCAACAAAAAUGACAUGUACAUACUGUUUCAUAAUCCAUGUGCCUAAGUCUCUGCUGAUUUUGGAAAAUAAAAAACAGCUUUUUUUGAAUCAUUGAUAUUUGUAACAGAAUUUUAAAAACUGAUAUUAGAGCGGUUUUUGCAUUUCAUUUUGUUCUCAGAAGUAUCUUUGUUAUCAAAAGGUGGUAAAUGCCUUGUUUGUGAUGACCGUAGUUUUAACUGCUAGCACCUAAGCUUUGUCCCAUUAGGCUGCUGUUUACUGAUGAGUGGAUGCAGUAUAUUAACAGCAGAUGUGCAGCCAUUUUACAGCCACUUCAUGUUGAGGUUCUCAGUUUGAGAAAUUAAAUGGGCAUGGAUAGACUAUUAAGUUUGUUUGAAUAGUUGGGAUAUUGCCCUGCAUGCUGGAGGCAGACCUCUUGUCGCUGGCAUUUAUUCUUUGCAGGCUGUUCUGUACUUGAUUCUGUGGACACAGCCUAGGUAUAAACUAAACUGAUAUAAAAUAGAUAGGGAGUUCCUUAUCAAGAAAAAUGAAACUUGUGAAUGAAAAACAGAAUUUCAAGUCUUUUUUUUUUUCAGAAAAUGCUUCGAUAUCACUUUUUUACUACAGAAUGACAAAACCGUUUUUAGAAAAAAGAUGUUUUUCAUUUUCUGAUUAUCAAUCAAUCGAGACGGAGGAACAUGAAUUUUCCAUAAAAAAAUCAGUCCAUCUUACAGUAAUAUCUAUUCACACCUGUUGCUUGCAUGCAUGCAAAGAUUACUGUAGUCAUCAGUUACUGACCUGAGUGGUCAAAAUACUGUAUUUGCUGUGAAAUAGUGUGUCUUCUAAAUGUCCUUGCGCAUUUGCACUUCUGUGUUGUCUGUGAUUCAGAUGCUAAGUUUCUUAUUAGAUUUGUAGCACCUUAAAGUCCCUGGAAAGCAUUUGUUAGAGAAUCUUUAACUAUAAUGUGACAGUUUUUGCUGAGUGAAAUAUGUGGAUGAGUGUAGCCACAAGAUGAAUUUGAUCAAGUCCUUGACAGCAGAUUUGAUUAGAUCCCUGAUAUAGAGGAUUGUUGGCUCCUUUCUUCACCUCCAUCAUCUGCCACAUGGAGGAGGAGAACAAGGGAGAAAUUAAUUAAUUCUGAGUUAUUUUCUCUCAUGAAAUGAGUGGCUAUUUUGCUCAGAGGAUAAAUUGAAGUGCUGUGAUGUGAUAUAACAUUAUACGUCUAUUAGACUUUCGGCCUUACUGUUGUAUUUUUAUUCAGUUUUGAACUGAAUGCCUUGUACAUAUGUUAUGUAUACAUACAUAACAUUGUAUUUUGUGUUAAUGUGCAGUACUAUGCAGACAUUUUAGAUAUUAAAAGUAAACUGAGGAUGCUUUCAAAAUUGAUGACAUGAAUAGUUUUGUCCUGUGAACUUCACACAAAGUGCAGUUAACAGAAAAAAAUUUUAAUGGUACUUGUCAGGUAGGUUGUUCCAAGCAUCUUGGAGGACUUGCCACAGUUUUCCUGUGGAUUUAGGCUGUUUAACUGUCUUUUGUUUCUUAAUGAAAUCCCAGACUCACUGACAUGAUGUUGAGAUCAGGGCUGUGGUUGAAAAGUCAAAAAGAUGUUCUCUCCUUGCCAGUUUUCAUUGGCUGCUAGAGAAUGUAACGAAAGGACAAUUCACAAGGACUUAAGAAAAGAUGACUGUGGUGCUUAGAGAAUCCUCCUUGAGAAUGCUCCAUGUUUCUGUCUCUGAAAAUAGUUCUUUAUGACCCUGGCUAUAUUUUAGGGGUCAGUGUCCUGCUGCAGAAAUCUGCUUCUGUGAUGGUAUUGCAUUAUAGUGAAAACUUUUGCACUGUACUGUCUAAAACAUUUGCACAGUACUGUAUCUCCGAACAUCCCAGAUUUGUUAAUGUCCAUCCUCACAGUAAAUGCACUAUCUCAACAAAUCAACAACAGACUUUUUUUUUUUGUAAAUAAUACUGAUUAUGUAACAGGAAAAAAUGGAGUGUAUGUGCAAGAUUUUAUGGUCCACCUCUUUCUAAUAGACAGACAGAUCUAAUCACCAGUGUGAGUAAUUGUCAAUAAUGUUUGUGUAUGUUUAGUCUGCUUUUCAAAAAGCGGCUAACUGCAGCUAGCCGCGAUUGUCUCCAGUUUUCAGCUGCCUACUCGUUAUUCACAUACCUCCAUCUAUAAAAUGUUUGCUUUGCUAUCUGCAAGCUAUUCUUUGUUUGAUUUUUCUCAUUGUUUUUUCAGCAUUACAUCAUUUUAAUAAACAUGUGGAUUUUCUGCCUUGUCCUGUUUCUGUCCUGUUCU